Molecule: messenger RNA, 1062 nt
Organism: Danio aesculapii
Lineage: Eukaryota; Metazoa; Chordata; Actinopteri; Cypriniformes; Danionidae
Gene: lratb.2
Product: lecithin retinol acyltransferase b, tandem duplicate 2
Exons: 2
Coding region: 89-751 (220 amino acids)
Biological process (GO): retinol metabolic process
Molecular function (GO): phosphatidylcholine-retinol O-acyltransferase activity
Source: RefSeq, a predicted model, not a curated record
GUUUGUAAUCCUCAAGCCCCUCCUCGGGCUCCCUGAUAAAGCCAGCAGGUGCCGUCCCAUCCAGAAGCCCCCCGUAUCUCCAGACAGGAUGUUUCCCGUGCAGUUCUUCAGCCUCUUCUACAUCGCUGUGCUCGCAGACUUUGAAGAAAAGAAGAAAAAGCAAACACUCCAGUAUGACCUCUCCAAAUAUAAAAGAGGAGAUCUACUGGAGGUCCCGAGAACUCUCUUUACGCAUUUCGGGAUUUAUUUGGGGAACAAUCGCGUGGCUCAUCUUAUACCUGAUAUCUUACCGGUCUUGACCACCGACCAGAAAGCCAUUCAGAAAAUGGUGACCAACAACCGGCUGAUUUUAGGGGUGCUUGCCAAAAAAGCGAGCGUCCGCGUGGACUCGGUGGAGGACUUUGCGUAUGGAGCAGAGAUUCUGGUUAACCAUAUGGACAAGGUGUGUAGCCGGGCAGCGUUUGAGGGCGAGGAGGUGGCCAGGAGAGCCGAGAAGCUCUUUGGAUCUGUGGUUUACAGUCUGCUGUGGUACAACUGUGAGCAUUACGUCAUGUACUGCAGAUACGGCACCAGCAUGAGCUUUCAGACCUACCAGUUCUGCAAAGCCGUGCGCAAGCUUGUGUGCAGCAAGAUGAGCUCUCUUAUAAGUCUUCUGCUGGGCUUGUUUAUUAUGUUUUAUCUGGAGUCGGUGACCCUGUUUGGAAUUUUACCCACAAUUAUCAUUCCUUUUACCAUUUGGAUGGCAUCCUGAAGCUGUGUGAAAUAUAAGUUUGGCCAAAUAUCUGGAUAUUUUUAUUCGGAUUGUUUUUAGUUCAUUAUAGCACUGGGUCUCAACGGGAGCACAUUUAACGAGAUAAAACAGCUACAUAAAGACUGGUCAGGGCAAAUAAACUUUCUGAAUAAACCCUUGUAGGGAUGUGAUCCAGUACUGUCGUUCAUUUUCCUUCGGCUUAGCCCCUUUAUUCAUCAGGGGGUCGCCACACUAGAAUGAACCGCCAACUUAUCCAGCAUAUGUUUUACACAGCGGAUGCCCUUCCAGCUGCAACCCACCAGCACUGUCAU